AUGCAUGUCAAAAGAGCAUACACCCAAGCCGGCUGCGACGGGCACCUGAAGUCCACCAUCAAUUAUGGUGACGGAGCCGGUCUGAAAGCUCGCAUCGUCGCACAUUUUCGCUUUGAUCGAGUCAAUCUCGCUGAACCGGCAUCCGCUCAACAGGUUGUUCAAAGAUGUCAGGAUACGUUCGCCGGGAAGAUCGACAGCCUCCUCAACAUAGCAGGGGUAAUGGAUACAAACGAUAGUGUCAACAGCAUGAGCGAGGCUAACUGGGACAAAAUACUUGCAAUCAAUCUGACUGCACCAGCAUUGCUUUCCAAAUAUGUCACCAAAGUGUUUUUGAAGCAGAGAAGCGGCUCAAUAGUGAACAUUUCGAGCAAGGCAGGUACGAGCGGGGCUGCCGCAGGGGCUGCAUAUACCGUAAGCAAACACGGAAUAGUUGGGCUGACAAAGAACAUUGCAUGGCGCUUCCACAACGAAGGUAUUCGAUGCAACGCCAUCUGUCCCGGAGGCGUCGCAACAAAUAUCACAAAAUCCAUUGACGUGUCCAAGAUCGAUAAGGAGGCAACCAAACUCAUAGAGCCUGUGGUGAGACUACAUCAAGAUGGCUUCAUGAACAAUGCGGCUGCUCCCAAUUGCAUCUCUAAUUUGAUGGCGUUCCUUGUCUCUGACGCAGCGUCCGGAAUUAAUGGCGCCAUCAUCCCAGCGGACAAUGCCUGGAGUUGCAUAUGA
This is a messenger RNA of Rhinocladiella mackenziei CBS 650.93, 723 nucleotides long. RefSeq lists its product as uncharacterized. Lineage: Eukaryota; Fungi; Ascomycota; Eurotiomycetes; Chaetothyriales; Herpotrichiellaceae. The transcript is spliced from 6 exons. The coding region runs from base 1 to 723 and encodes 240 amino acids. Gene Ontology annotation, molecular function: oxidoreductase activity. The record is from RefSeq and is a predicted model, not a curated record.